AAAAAAGAUUUGAUUUGCCGUCGCUCUCACUCCAUUCCCAACAAAUCCCAUCCAAGUCCAUCUCACGCACAGCUAAGCACUAAGCUCCCGCUAACCACCCCCCUCCCUUCCCUCACCCCUUUUCCCGAUCUAUGCCAGUUCACACCUUACCAAACAACUGCAAUAAAACUCUCAUCACCGAACUCACCUGUUGACUCCGACACUUGUUCGUCUUCUCAGGUCAGAUUCGAGGCUCGAAGCGUUUCCGGUUUGGAUCUGAUAGCGUAACUCCCAAUGGAGGGCGGCGGAGAUGGCACGGUGAGAUUGGGAGCCAUCAACAUGACUCCCGAGCGGGUCUUCAACAAUCUCGACCCCGAUUUCUCCGUUUCCUCGCCGGUUACCCGCCAGAAAGCCGCUGCCGCCAAGCAGUUCAUCGAGAAUCACUAUAAGAACUAUCUCCAGGGGCUGCAGGAUCGCAUGGAAAGGCGUAGGACGUUGCAGAGGAGAGCGCAGGAAGCGCAGAUACCGGACGAGGAGCAGGAGAAGAUGCUGAGGAAUUUGGAGAAGAGGGAGACCGAGUAUAUGAGGUUGCAGAGGCAUAAAGUUGGGAUGGAUGACUUUGAGCAGCUAACUGUCAUUGGUAAAGGCGCCUUUGGCGAGGUGAGGCUGUGUCGUUUUAGGAGUACUGGAGAAAUUUUUGCCAUGAAGAAAUUGAAGAAGUCAGAGAUGCUUAGCCGUGGACAGGUUGAGCAUGUUCGAUCAGAAAGGAAUUUGCUUGUGGAGGUUGACAGUCGUUGCAUUGUGAAACUCUUCUAUUCUUUCCAGGAUUCAGAAUUCUUAUACCUCAUCAUGGAGUAUUUACCUGGCGGUGACAUUAUGACACUGUUGAUGAGAGAAGAUAUCCUCGCCGAAGAUGUUGCACGAUUCUAUAUUGCAGAAAGUGUUCUAGCUAUUCAUUCUAUUCACCAGCAUAAUUAUGUACACAGGGAUAUAAAACCAGAUAACCUUAUACUUGACAAGAAUGGUCAUUUGAAGCUUUCUGAUUUUGGCUUAUGUAAGCCCCUGGAAAAUAAAUAUUCAAUAUUGUUUGGAGAUGAAGACCUUACAACUCAAGAGUCCACAUCUGAGAGUGAAAGGAGUUCUGGGAAUGAUAAAUCUCCUUGGUCAAUGCCAAAGGAACAACUACAACAAUGGAAACGAAACCGUCGUGCCUUGGCUUACUCUACUGUUGGAACUCUGGAUUAUAUGGCACCGGAGGUUCUGUUAAAAAAAGGAUAUGGAAUGGAAUGCGAUUGGUGGUCUCUAGGAGCAAUCAUGUAUGAGAUGCUUGUAGGCUAUCCUCCUUUUUGUUCAGAGGAUCCAAGGAUGACAUGCCGUAAGAUUGUCAAUUGGAGAACAUGUUUGAAAUUCCCUGACGAACCAAAAGUGUCAGAUGAGGCCAAGGAUCUGAUCUGUCAUUUGUUAUGUGAUGUGGAAUCAAGGUUGGGGACUAAAGGAGUAGAAGAAAUAAAGGCACAUCCAUGGUUCUCGGGUGUCAAAUGGGACAUGCUUUAUGAAAUGGAAGCUGCUUACAGGCCUAGAGUUACUGGGGAAUUAGACACACAGAAUUUUGAGAAGUUCCCUGAAGUAGAAGAUCCACCAUCAGCAACACCAAGAGUAGGACCUUGGCGGAAGAUGUUAACAUCAAAAGAUGCCAAUUUUAUUGGAUUUACUUUCAAGAAAUCUGAUAUUCUUAAAUCAGCUGAAACUUCAGGAAUAGACAUGAGUUCCAAUGGACCUUCAAAGCCCCCGUCCUUGGUAUCACUGCUUGGGCGGAUAGAUUUGCAAGACACUCCAAUAGCAGAGGAUGAGCAGAAGGAAAAAAGUAGCUGAUUUCAUCAUCGCCUACUGCAUUCUUCUACCUACCCUUCUUCUAUCAAGGUGUAAUAUUAAAGCGGCUAAUUUCUGUAUAAAAGAGAAUAAGCAGUCAGCUGUGAAGCACAUACAAUUUUGAGCUCAACAUAUUUAUGUAUGCUUCUUCUGCCGUCUACAAUUUUUCCUUUUCCUCCAGCUCCGGAUUUGUUUUACUGAAGUUAGUAUAUUUUAUGUACUGAUGUACAGAAAAAAGACCCAAGUUACCCGAUUCAUUCAUUCUGAUGUUUCUUUCAAUUUUGUUGAACGCAUAAUUAUUUUUAUUAUGAGUUUAUGAUCCAAUAAUCACAUAUUUCUCGUAUAUAUAGUAA
This is a messenger RNA of Ipomoea triloba (trilobed morning glory), 2201 nucleotides long. RefSeq names its product serine/threonine-protein kinase tricorner. Bases 274 to 1851 code for a protein of 525 amino acids. Lineage: Eukaryota; Viridiplantae; Streptophyta; Magnoliopsida; Solanales; Convolvulaceae. The transcript has 12 exons. The record is from RefSeq and is a predicted model, not a curated record. Gene Ontology annotation, biological process: peptidyl-serine phosphorylation; intracellular signal transduction. Gene Ontology annotation, molecular function: ATP binding; protein serine/threonine kinase activity.